This is a messenger RNA of Hyla sarda, 3728 nucleotides long. Its product is annotated as probable cation-transporting ATPase 13A4. The transcript has 30 exons. Gene Ontology annotation, biological process: polyamine transmembrane transport; intracellular calcium ion homeostasis. Lineage: Eukaryota; Metazoa; Chordata; Amphibia; Anura; Hylidae. The coding region runs from base 1 to 3579 and encodes 1192 amino acids. Gene Ontology annotation, molecular function: P-type ion transporter activity; ATP binding; ATPase-coupled monoatomic cation transmembrane transporter activity. Gene Ontology annotation, cellular component: late endosome membrane. The record is from RefSeq and is a predicted model, not a curated record.
AUGGGGAUACUUCAGGAUAUUCAGGAUGACUCCAGAGUUCUGCUCAAUAAAGGACACGACAAUGAGAUGGAAAUAUUUGGAUACAGAACCAUUCGAUGGCAGAAAGCCCUUUGCAUUGCAGGAUACAUACUUUCAUUUGGGUUGCUAUGGCUUUUGUUUUACUGGAAACCUGAAUGGGGAGUCUGGGCUUGUUGCGCCCCAUGUACACUGCAAGAAGCAAAUGUUGUAUUGCUUAGAGAAACGGAUGAGUUUAAACGAUACUCCAGUAAGAAGGUUCAGUGGACUCAUCUUUCGGAGCUAAGGUCAAAAGAAGUCUUACAUGUGGAUGAUAACUGUAUUAUCAACAAAUCAAUCAUGAUGCCAGAAGUAAAGAUCAGAUACAUUUGGGUGCAGAAAAUCAAGUAUAUCUGGUUACAUUUAGAGAAACGCUUCCAAAAAGCUGGAACACUGGAAGAUAUUUACUCUUGUUCACAGAUACAUUCAAGAUUUGGGUUAGGUUUAAGCAAAGAGGAACAAAAGCUAAGGAGAAUUAUUUGUGGGCCUAAUGCCAUUGAAGUUGAGAUUACGCCAGUGUGGAAGCUACUCUUCAAAGAGGUAUUUAAUCCCUACUAUCUGUUUCAAGCCGCCAGCCUAAGUUUAUGGUUGGCAGAAGGAUACAUUGAAUAUUCUAUCGUCAUCAUAGUCAUUACCGUUCUGUCCAUCAUUCUGACAGUGUAUGACCUUAGACAGCAAUCUGUAAAGCUGAACAGAUUGGUAGAAUCCAAUAACAGUGCUGAGAUCACCGUGCACACAAGUGAUGGUGGUAAUGAGGAGAUGGAAUCCAGACACUUGGUUCCUGGGGAUCUAAUAGUUCUCACAGGAAAAAGGUUUUUUCUUCCUUGUGACUGCAUUUUACUGAGAGGCAGCUGCAUAGUGAAUGAAGGCAUGCUGACAGGAGAAAGUAUUCCCGUAACUAAAACACCUCUUGAUCAAGUGAAAGACUGCACCCCCUGGAAAAUACAUAGUGGGGAAGAUUACAAAAGACAUGUGCUGUUCUGUGGAACUGAAGUGAUCCAGACCACAUCAUCUGGCUCUGCUCCUGUAACUGCAGUUGUAUUGCAAACUGGUUUCAACACAGCAAAAGGAGACAUGGUGAGAUCGAUUCUGUAUCCCAAGCCUAUAAAUUUUAAGCUGUACCAAGAUGCUUUUAGAUUCUUGAUGUUUCUGGUUGCUAUAUCUGUGAUUGGAUUUAUAUAUUCCGUGGUGCUAUUCGUAGUUAAAGGGGGAACAGCUCGAGAUGUUAUAGUCAAGUCAUUACUUGCUGUCACCGUUGCGAUCCCUCCUGUACUACCAGCUGCAGUAGCGACAGCCAUCAUGUAUGCUCAGAAACGGCUUAAGAAGAAGAAGAUAUUCUGUAUCAGUCCUGAGAGGAUCAAUGUGUGUGGAAGAAUAAACCUGGUUUGUUUUGAUAAGACAGGUACUUUAACCGAAGAUGGUCUUGAUUUGUGGGGGGUAGUUCCAUCAAUUGAUAGCAGAUUUCAGGAGGCUUAUAUGUUUACAAAUGAAAAUAGUUUGCCCUGGUGCCCACUUCUAGCGGCAAUGACAUGCUGCCACUCAUUGAUCAUUUUGGAUGGAAAAAUACAAGGGGAUCCUAUGGACCUUAAGAUGUUUGAAAGCACAAAUUGGGAAAUUGACCAAUCCUGUCAGAUGGACAGUGAUGAAAAUAUGCCAAGAACACAUCAUCUUAUUGUAAAGCCUGGCAUUCAUUCUAAUGAAACUACAGUGGAUGGAAUUAUCAUACUACAACAAUUUCCAUUUUCCUCAAGCCUCCAGCGUAUGUCUGUUAUAUCCCAAGUUAUGGGAAGUGAGGAACACUUGGUUUUCAUGAAAGGAGCACCAGAAAUGGUAACAAACUUCUGCACCCCUGAAUCAGUCCCUCAAAAUUUCUCCAAUGAGCUUCAGCUAUACACUCUCCAGGGAUUCAGAGUAAUUGGUCUGGCAUAUAAAAAAGUACAAUGCGCAAAAGACAUGAACACAGAAACUUACACAAGGGAGGAGGUGGAAUCAGAUCUUGUGUUUCUUGGUCUUCUGAUACUUGAAAAUCGAUUAAAACCCGAAACCAUCCCAGUUUUAAGGGAGAUAAACAAUGCUUUAAUCCGGAAUGUUAUGAUUACAGGUGAUAAUCUUCAGACAGCAAUAACUGUUGCAAGAAAUUCUGGCAUAGUCCAAAAAUAUACUGAAGUGAUUCUAAUUGAAACAAGUGAGCCAAGUGUCAGCUGCCCUGCAUCUAUUACAUGGAGACAAAUGGAAAUGGAAGAUGCUAAUGAAAUGACAGUGGUUGAUUUUGAUAUUAAUAAAUCCCGAGAAAAUACCAGCUAUUGUUUUGCCAUGACUGGGAAAGCUUAUCAGGUUAUCGUACAACACUUCUACAGCCUACUACCAAAGUUGUUGCUAAACGGUGCUAUUUUUGCCAGAAUGUCUCCAGGCCAGAAAUCCAAUCUAAUAGAAGAGUUUCAAAAAAUGGAUUACUAUGUGGCAAUGUGCGGAGAUGGAGCCAAUGACUGUGGAGCUUUAAAAGUGGCACAUGCUGGGAUUUCUCUGUCUGAGCAAGAGGCAUCUGUGGCUUCACCUUUCACAUCUCAAACAGCAAAUAUUCAAUGCGUUCCUGAGCUCAUUAAGGAAGGUCGGGCUGCACUGGUCAGUUCUUUCGCUGUCUUCAAAUAUGUAACUCUGUAUGCUAUGAUACAAUUUAUAUGUUUGCUCCUACUUUACUGGCAACUGAAAUCAGUGGGUCUGUAUCAGUACCUCAUUCAGGACGUGGGAGUGACAGUAUUGGUCUGUCUGACAAUGAGUUUAACACAAGCGUAUCCAAAACUAGCUCCAUGUAGACCUCCAGCACAGCUGAUAUCACCACCUCUGCUGUUAUCUGUGAUGUUUAAUAUUCUUCUCAAUAUGGCCAUCCAGAUCUGUGGCUUUGUAUUGGUACAGCAGCAGCCAUGGUACAGCACUUCUAACUUCAGUGCUUGUGUAUCCACUGCUAGUAAUCUCAACUUUACAAAUGGGAGUACCACAGAAUUUCAGGAGUUUUCUGAGUAUCAAAACUAUGAAACCACAACUUUGUGGUCAAUAACAACUAUUAGUUGUGUAAUUCUUGCCUUUGUGUUCUCCAAGGGAAAACCAUUUCGGAAACCUAUAUAUACUAACUACAUCUUUGUCAUUCUGCUGCCAAUACAACUAGCAGUUUGUCUCUUUAUUUUAUUUGCCGAUAUUGAGCGCAUAUACAGAGGCUUACAACUUGUUUGUACUCCCACUAUCUGGAGAGUAGCGAUUCUUAUAUUGCUGAUCAUUUUCUUUCUCAUAUCUUUCAUUGUUGAGGAAUUUGUUACUGAAAAUAGACGACUUUGGCUGUUUUUAAAAAGAAUCUUCAGAUAUCGGUCUCACAGCAAGUAUAGAGAACUAUUCAGAGCUCUUCAGAAUGACCCCAGCUGGCCUCCUGUCAGUACCACAAAAUAUGCUAACUCACUAGAUGAAGAACGCAGCGGAGCUUACUAUAGUAAUCUGUGUUACAAAUCUGAUGAGAAUGGAAUAGAUGGACAAUGACUGAAAUGUAAUGUUAUUACUGGUAUUUGUCACUAUGUGGAGCCCAGCAAAAUACACAAUGCAGGAGUCAUCACUGACAUUACACAUACAGGUCUAUCAUAAUUGGACACUUUUUAAUGAUCAAUGUUACCGGCUACAGUUAUUCCUAU